AUGUCGGAAAAGUCGAGCUCUCGAUCGAAGCGCAACUCCCCGAAACGCAGUCUUACGUCCGGCUCAGCAACAAGCGACGCGAAACGCCGCAAGAGCGAGCAUGUCAAGAAAUUCACCGAAAUGAAACUCGAUGACGUCGAGCAGAUCUUUCAGAAGUCCCGAGACGCUCUCAACAAAGCAGAGGAACUGUACCAAGACGCUGAAAAAGCACGCACUGAGAAGCUAGAGACCUACAUGGAUGCCACAAUGGCCAUGACAGGUGCGCACCAGAUAUUAUCGAGUGCCAUGAUUCGGAAGGCCAAUGCGACAAAGGACGUUGCGAGACUGGAGAUGAUUAAGGAUGCUCGGGAGGCGAUCGAGAAACGAGGUAAUCUGCAAACUCAAGUCGAGAAGCAGAAAAAGGAACUAUUUGCGCUUGAAACCAAGCUCUUGAUGUGGGACAACAUCGCCAACAUGGCGGUGGAGAACCUUAAAGAAGACGAUUUGGAACAUCUUUUUCAGUUUCAGGGGUAG
Messenger RNA from Fusarium subglutinans, 513 nucleotides. RefSeq lists its product as uncharacterized. The record is from RefSeq and is a predicted model, not a curated record. The coding region runs from base 1 to 513 and encodes 170 amino acids. Lineage: Eukaryota; Fungi; Ascomycota; Sordariomycetes; Hypocreales; Nectriaceae. The transcript has a single exon.